AGAGAAAGAGAGAUUUUCUCUUGGAAGUUUUGGCAUACAGAUAAGAGGGCCGGAUGAGUUUUGGUGAGUGGGUGUUUGAAAGGUGGGUUGGUAAGAGAGAGAGAAAGAAACUUCUUAAUACCAAAAGUGCGGGAGCAUAGAGCAACGACGAUGUUCUCGGGUUCAUUGUGGGAUCAAUACAAGAGAGACUCGGGUGGCGUAGGAGUGGCAGCAUCAUCUCAUUGGAUGCGAAGUCUCUGCGAGCCGAUUGGUUGACAAUGGCACAACCAGGAGGCGUUCCCAUGUGAGCCCCUCGGGGUAAAUACGACUACCGAACCCAACCUUCAUCAGGAUACCAGUCGACCGAGCUAAAAAGACAGGAGAGAGAGAAAGAGUGAGAGCGCGACUCACGCUAGAAAAAGAGAGAGAUAUACCCUCACCAACCGAAGAUAGGGUGACAGCAACUUGGGGUUCAGUCUGUGUUUGCCUACCAGAGACACAUCAUCGCAGGAUUAAGAUAUUGUUUUCCGGUGUGCCAAAAACAAAAAAGAAUCGUGUCAUCAAAGUAGGAUUACGUUCUGCCAAAACAUUCACUCCAUAUACCUUGUGAGACAAUCGAUUAGAAUUUGUGUUAUCUGGAUCAUAAUAUUGAUUAUCAAUCAAAAUUUAAGUCAAGGAAUUGAAAAAAAAACUAUUAAGGAAAUAUAUCAAAGAAACAAUAGUGAUACCAGACACGUUUUACACGCUGAGCGUGUAAACAAAUCCAUGUGUUUGAAAGUGUUUAUGUUGUGAUAUUGUCGAAUGAGUUGAUUAUGCGGGAUAUAAUGCAUUGAGAUUAUUGCGCUUUAUAUAAAGAAGAAAUUUAAAAAAAAAGUGAUUCGAGCUGAUUGUGUGAUUUUAAGAAGAGAGAAAGAAAAGUAGGAAAAAAAAGAUAUAAAAUAAUUUGCAAAGAUAACGAGUGUGGAAGAAAUAAACGGUGGUUUCGUGGGUGGUGCAACGUUCGGAUAUACAAGUCGGCAGGCCGGCUCUGGGGUGCCGGGCCCGGGGGGGGUGAUGAGCUGUUCCGAGGUUAUGUAUCAAUAUUAUCCUUACCUCUAUCAGAGGCCACCGCCGCCCCCGACCCACCCCCAUGCGGCCCCACAUCCACAUUCUCAUGGGAAUCCUCAUGCUGCCCAUCAUAGUCCUGCUAGGCCCGCACCCUUUCAACCCUUCUCGUCUGCAUCAGCUACUCAUCAGUAUGACAGGUUAAAUGUUCACCAAAGAUCCUUGGAGGCAGCAGGACUUGAACUCUGCGGAGCAGGGGGUAGUAUUCCUCAAGGUCAACCAAGUAGUACUGGUUCAAUAGGGUCAGCACCAAGUCCAGCGUCUCCAAGACCAACACCCCAAACAAGAGCACCACUUGCAACCUCCACUUCCCAGUCUUCAAGGACCCUCGACGAUGAUAGAUCGACGGACGCAGUAGGUGGUGGAACAGCAGCGGAAGAUUCGGAUGAUGGUGAGAGUAGAGCACAAUAUGUUAGUGCAAAUUGUGUGGUUUUCACUCAUUACCGAGGUGAUGCGGCAACCGAGGUAGACGAACAUUUUCAUAGAGCCCUCCAGCAGGAUAAUAAACUAAAAGAAAAUAUUUCUCCAAUGAACAUGAGAAAUUUCCCUCCGUCCUUUUGGAAAAGUCAUCACACUGGUGAGGUUUAUGAAUACCCGACGGAUCCAUGGCAUCCUCAUUAUCCCCAAUAUCAUCAUAGAGCUGUGCACGAAUACCACCACCAUAAUAUGGCGGCGGCAGCAAGUUACGGUGGUUUAUUAUUGGGUGGUGCUCGAGGACUUGGACACCAUACAACCCACCAUGCGGCGCAUCACGCGCAUGCCGCAGCAUCCUACAAGGACUGGACGUCGGCGACGCCGUCGCAAUCACUUGUCGAUGCUUCUUCGGCGCCUCCUUAUCCCCAUGGUCCAUAUGCACCCUUAUCUGGUCUCGAGUCUCAAGUUCAAGAUUCCAAAGAUAUGUAUUGGUUCUAGAAUUGAGUGCCAGUAUUUCGGUUCAUUCAUUGACUGAUAUAAAGGACCGAUAAAGUCAAAAAUUGGUAAUUAGGAAAAAAUUAGGUAGAAAUUAUUAAUACAAAGAGCGUAUAAUAUUGAUCCACUCGCCGUCCUUGAUUAUAUAUAUAUAUGUUUCACUCCAAUUCUCAUUUUCAAAUAAAAAUUAAUUUUCUAAAAAAAAAGAAAAAUAUUAACGGUUUUUUUUUAUUUAUUUUUUUGUUUGGAAAAUAUUUUAUUUAAUAAUUGAUAAAGACUUAAAAAAAAACAAAUCAUAAAUACUCUAAAUUCCAACUAUUUCGUCAGUAUAAAUUCUCACUGAUUCAAAUUUAGAGAGUAUAAAGAAAAUAAAAAUUGGGGUGAAACGUAUAAAAAAAAGACUUUGUUAUACUUUUAAAUGAAAGCGUUAAAAUUGUACAUAGUGUUAACUACAUCUUUUAAGGCUCUUCUAUAAUGUAGCGUGAAUUUAAACUACUAUUAAAUAUAGUAAAAUUGCGCGCACUAUAAUACCUUAGUGAUUGCUGCUAGCCGAAAAAAAAUCGAGCGAAAUUUCUAGUUUAUAGUUAUUAAGAAAAUUUAUUUCAAAAAAAAAAAAAAUCUGUUUGCAAUAUUCUACCAGUUACAGACAAUAGUGUGUAUAUAGGUAUGUAAAAAGUAGAAUUUUGCUAAACUUUUUUUUUUAAAAGUUUUUUUGUUUCUAAUUUCCUAAAACUAAAGAUUAUAAUCUACAAAAAUAUUAUAAUCUUUAGAAUAAAAAACAUUUUUUUCUAAUAUAAAUUCAUUGAUAUUACAAAAUUUAAUAUACAAAGUAUAUUAUAUAUAUAUGAAAUCAAUUAUUUUAGAUUCCGUAUAAAAAUCAAUUGAUCAAUAAAUUUUUGAUUUUUUUUUUUAACAAAACAAAUUCGAGGAUUGUUAAUAUUCAAAUUGUAUAAUUUAUGCGGAAAUAUUAAGAAAUCAAAAAGUAAUUUCAAAGUGAGAAAAAUUGAAAAAAAAUACAAAGAGAAUUUUUAUUUAAGGACCAAUUAAAAUUAACCCUAUUUCCUUAAGGUAUUCUCAAAGGUCCUCUAUAAAAAAUCCUUUGAGGGUUAUUUUUUUGUCAUUAAGAUGAUAAAAAAUUAUUUUAAAAAUUAAAAUAAAUGAUUUUAGACAAAUAGUGUAUAAAAAAAAUAGUAUUGAAAUAACUGGUGUCUCAAAGACCCCACCUUAUGUAAAUAGGGUUAAGUGAAAUAUUGUUCCAUGAUUUUAGUGUUUAAAAGACGAGAGAAGUAUUUAUUGACCAAUGAUCUUGCCAUACACUGCUAUGCAUAUUGCUGUAUUAUUAUUAUUUUUAUUAUUAUUAAUAUCAUCAUUAUUAUUAAUUAUUAUUGUAAUUUAUAAUCGAUCGCUGCAAAAGUUCUGAAUUUUAUUGAAAAGCAAUUAAAAGUAAUUUUGCUUUUCUCAAUUUUUUUUUUUUUUAAUAUCCAAUUUAUUCUGGACUUUGUACAAAAACGAAAAAUCAAAGGACGUACAUGCUUAUCGUGCUACGAUUAUAUAUAGAUGUUGAAUAAACUAUUAAUUAUUUCCAAUCUGA
Messenger RNA from Leptopilina boulardi, 3583 nucleotides. It is a transcript of the gene vg, whose product is annotated as protein vestigial. Gene Ontology annotation, biological process: regulation of transcription by RNA polymerase II. The transcript has 6 exons. Gene Ontology annotation, cellular component: nucleus. Lineage: Eukaryota; Metazoa; Arthropoda; Insecta; Hymenoptera; Figitidae. The record is from RefSeq and is a predicted model, not a curated record. The coding region runs from base 1033 to 1995 and encodes 320 amino acids.